UUUUUGUGGAUUCAUAACUCAAUUUUAUAGCCACUGUUUUUUGAGGAGGAUAUUAAAGACUUUAGAAUUUAACAAAUGAGACACUGAAGACAGAAAUUGUGCCGUGGCCGAGAGUGACACCUGCAUGACACACAGUAAUUCUCCCUGCUAAAGUUGUAGUUGUAUUUUGUUGUUCCUUUGCAAUUUGCUGUUUGUGGAAAAAUCGAAAAGGAUCACACUUGUACCUGCACUUGCGACAAGGUGCUGAAUUAUUACGGUGUUAAAUUUGCGUUAAAAAGUGUGUAUUAUCUCACGUAGACUCCAGCUGUCGACGUGCAGUGUGUGGAAAAUAUACCUGCAAAAUACUACUAUAAAUCCCUUGGUAAUAGGUGUUGAGGUAGCACACUCCCUGAGGAGGCGCUACAUAUAUUGUAACUUUCUACUAUUGCAAUAAACCAAAUGGCCGAACGUCCAAAUAAUCUAUUUUCGGCUGGCAGCAGCCGUCCUCGCAAUCCGCCAAGUGAAUUGAAUUUGGGUAGCUUCAAUGGACGCCAACCACCUUCAUUUUCAUCAACUUCAUCUGGUUCAGCUUCGUCAAAUUUAUCUACGUCGUCUGCCUCCAGUUCCUCUUCACACAAUUUAGUGCAACGUUUCUGCCCGCCGCCACCGCCAGCACCAGUAGCAGUAGCAGUGCCAGCCCCAACAACAACCAAUAAUCAGGAACGUACCCGUGAGCGUAUAAAACAACAAGCAUGCGGAAAGUUGCUCAUAGAUGAAGAAUGCUAUCAUUUUACAUCAGAUGAUUUAACCGAUAUAGGUGAAAUUGGUCGGGGUGCUUUUGGCACUGUCAACAAGAUGAUAUUCAAAGUAGGCAAGGUAAUGGCAGUGAAACGUAUACGCUCCACAGUCGAUGAAAAGGAACAGAAGCAAUUACUUAUGGAUUUGGAAGUGGUGAUGAACUCGAACGCCUGCCCCUAUAUAGUGCAGUUCUAUGGAGCGCUAUUCAAAGAAGGCGACUGCUGGAUUUGCAUGGAAUUAAUGGAUACCUCGCUGGACAAAUUUUAUAAAUACAUUUAUGAGCGUAAACAGCAACGUAUACCCGAGUCGAUACUUGCAAAAAUUACAGUAGCUACGGUGCAAGCAUUAAAUUAUCUUAAAGAGGAAUUAUCGAUUAUACAUCGGGAUGUAAAACCUAGUAAUAUUUUGUUGCAUCGUCGUGGCGAUAUUAAGUUGUGUGAUUUCGGCAUUUGUGGCAAGUUGGUAGACUCAAUUGCGGAGACUAAAGAUGCAGGUUGCCGGCCGUACAUGGCGCCGGAACGCAUAGACCCAGAGCGCGCUAAGGGUUAUGAUGUGCGUAGUGAUGUAUGGUCGCUUGGCAUAACGUUGAUGGAAGUUGCUACCGGAGUGUUUCCAUAUCCUAAAUGGGAUUCGGUCUUCGAGCAGUUGUAUCAAGUGGUGAAGGGUGAUCCUCCCCGUUUACAAACGUCGUAUAAGGGAAUGGAGUUUUCACAGGAAUUUGUAGAUUUUGUGAAUACCUGUUUAAACAAAAAUGAGAGCGAAAGACCCAAAUACGGUCCGUUGCUGGAAAUGCCUUUCAUAUUACGCGGCCAACGUAGCCACACUGAUGUAGCUGCUUACGUGACUGAUAUUUUGGAGAAUAUGGUAAAGGAUGGCAUAACUGAGUUUACAACAAAUCAGCCGGCGGAAAGUUAAGCUUGCUUGAACAUAUAAAAAUGCCAUUUAGCGAUUGUGUAUUAGUGGGAAGUCGUAUUAGAACUAAAAUGUUGGUAGGCAAGUAGCGUAGUAGCAGAAUCGUAAGCAAAAUGUGUGAGUGAUUGUUGUUACAGCAGCUCAGAUCAGCAGCGCUGCUGAGUUGUUGCUAAAGGAAAUAUGUAUAAAUAAAUAUCAAAAAAAUAUAUAAAAUAAAAUAUCAAAAGGCUAAAAAACUAAAAUAAAAAAAUUAUAAAAACGUAUUAGUUGAAAGUAAAAUAUAAGACGAUACAAUAACGCUUUGCAUAAAUGUUAGUCAUAAAUCUGUUGUUGCUUAGAGAAACGUAAGUAAGCGUUUAUUUUUUAGUUAAAGUGAAAAGUUUAUUUUUGUAUAAAAUUAAGUUGAAAUUAGCAUUUUUCCAUUAUUGUUAUUUCAUGCGUCUGCUGUGUAUAGUCACUAUAUUUUAAAUGUAGUCCAUUAUUGCUUUGACUUAGCUACAGUCAAUCUAAUUUGCGCCUUCGAUUUGAAAAAAAAACACACACAACCACAUAUAAUACAAAAAAGAGAACAACACCAGAGUAAAUUAAAGAAAAAUAGCAUAAAAAUUUGCAAGAAAAAUUGCAAACAUGAUAAAGUUGCAUUUUAAGUACCCGUAUAUGUAAUUGUAAAUGUUUAAACAAAUACAUACAUACAGUAUAAAGCGAAAAAAAGAGAAGCAUUUUAGAAUAACCGCACAUGCACAUAAGCAUGAGUAUUUAAAAUAAGUUGGUUAGCAAUUUGGCUAUAAUACAUUUAACAAUAUGCAUACGUACACAAAAGUGAAAGAAUAAAUACAUGUAUACAUAUGUAUGUAACAAUAUUAUUUAAGCAUAUUACUGAUAUUGUUUAAAGUAUUGAGAAAACUGAUAAUUAUGCAAUUACGCAACAGCAAAUUAAACAAAUAACCUAUAUAAUAGAUGGUGAAUAUUACAUAAUUUAAAUUAAGCCAAUGUGAAAUGUCCAAUCAUAAGCAAUAACCGCGCGUUAUUUUUUUAAUGCAUAUACAUAUAUAUAUUUAAGAAACUGUAUUUUAUAAGCGUCCCACGAGCAUGCAAGCGAGAGUAGCAAUAAAAUAGUAAGCCAACCAGCCAUAUGAUUGUAUACAUAUUGUACAUAUGUACACACAUACAAGCAAGCUAAAUUAAAUGUCAGCUCAGCACAUCCCACUUUUUCACAAAUUCUAGCAGUAAAUGUUAGCUAAAUUCCAAUAAAUUGAUAAAUAAUAUACACAUGCAAACGUAAAUAAAAAGUUUAACCAUUUUAGAAAAUACAGAGACAACAUGUAAUUUCCGUAGCAUAUCCAAAAGAUAGAACACGUGCAAAAUAAAAAGAAUAAUAAAAUAAAACAUUAAAAAAAAAAAAAUUCGUAGAAAAUUAGGUGUGCAAUUUUUUUGUUUGGGUGUUAGAGGCAAUUAGUUUUUUAUCGAAACGUCUAAAGUGGGUAUAAUAUAUUUGAGAUUUAGUAGCAGAAAAAAUACAAAGCAUGAGUGUAUUAAUAAAGUUAUUCAGUAGCGCCAUUAAUAUUUAUGCAUUUAAAUAUCAAGUUAUAUUUAUCACUAAAUAUGAGAAUAUUUAAGAAACCAUCAGCAUUUUGGGUAAUUGUAGUACAUAGAAAAUUGAAGAAUGUUUUGCUAUUUUUAGCUUUGUUUCUUUUUAUUUUCAUGUCGAAUGCCGAAUUUCCACUAUGCAUUGAAAUAACGAAAAAUCUGUGCCAUUUAAAAAUGCUAUCUGAAGACGAAUUUAGUGACAACUUUUGUGAACGUAACGGCACAGGUAUUUUUAAAGCCAAACCUGGUUUUUAAAAUUUGUGUAAUUUAACACCUAGCGGAAAUUCGACAUGAAAGUAUUUUUUCUUUUACUUGUUUUAACCCUUUUAAAAUCUUGUUUUAUUUUCUAUAACUUUCCUAACAUCGUAUUACAUUUCUUUAAUUUCUUUAAAUUUUUUCUUUUUUUUUCUACUUUUCAUAUUCCGCGUGCAUCGCUUUUGGUCGUAUCUAAAACUCAUGUGUAGUUUGGCGUUUGAAUUAAGAGUUAGAUAGCAUGUAUGUAUGUAUAAAACAACAACAGCAACAACAAACAAACAGGACAACAAAAACGCAUAACACCACUGAUAUACGCAAUAUUUAUAAGUAAAAGUAUAGUAAUAAAUAAAAAAAGACAAAUCUGUGAAUUGUGUGGAAUCGUUAGAGUUAAAUAUUGACCGUUUAUUGUGCCUACAAUUAAUUGUCCUCAAACUGCAAAACAAAAAUAAAAAAAAUAAAACACAACCAUUUAUGAUAAGUCUGGGAAAGUAAGAGGAAAUAGAUUCUGAUUUGUUUGUUUUUUUUUUUUUGCAUUGCAGUGUAUUAUACCCAAACGAAUUAAGUGUUAAAAAAUAAAAUAAAAAUAAAACAAUAUUCAGGUGCUGCCCUAAUUUUUAAUUUAUAUUCUCAAAUCUGCACACAAAAAAAUUUUCCAAAAAUAUUCAAAGCGACUAUUAAGUGAGGUUUAAAAUAACUAAAAAAAUAAAAAUGCACCGUCACUUGCACCGUUACCGUCACACCAACUCACCGUCGUACAUGAAAAUGUACAAAUAAAUACUUACAUAUGUAUGUCAACACAUAGGCAUAAACAAACGAGCUAUUUUAGCCUAGAAAAAAAUGCCACGAUGCAAUCAGCGUCCACACACUUUUUGAAAUGCCUAGAAGAUGUAACAUAAAAAUAUAUAUGAAAAAAAAUAAAUUCAGAAACAUACUAACAAAUAAAUGAAGAGCUAGAUUUACUUUGCUAAACCGAAUAUUUGCAUAUUUUUACACGAUCAUAAAUUUUACUAAAAGCAAAAAUGAGCAGUGUCAAGCAGUCGUACGUACGUAUGUAAAUGCAUACAAAGCUUUAUUACAUAUAAAUUCAUACAUGAAAAGAAAAAUUUUUAAUUAAAUUUAUAUAAAAUAAAAAGAAAAUAAGCUUUUUAAGAAUAGCUAACGGUGUGUAUGAGCCUAAAACUAUGCUUCUUUUCUUUAUGAAAAAAAAAAAAAUAAAUAAAAAACAAUUCCCAGCUCUAAAAUGACGCUAAUACACAGUAAAAACUUACCGAUUUGAAAACCUAAAAACAAACAAAAAAAAAACAGAAAAAGAAAACUUAAUAACACGAUAACUCAGAUAUUGAUAACAUAAAAACAACACUGAUGUCCACGUAAAUAAGUAAUAAAAAUACAUACAUACAUACAAAUUUAAUACACACAGCUUUUAUAAUGCUAAAUUAAAGAUUGAAAAUACACAUACAUAUUUUAUUUUUCAUCGAAGAGGAAAAUCAAUUCUACCAUUAGUUGUACAUAUGUAUGUACAUAAAAAAUUCCAUUGAUCUCAAACCUUAUGUACAUUAGC
Molecule: messenger RNA, 5092 nt
Organism: Rhagoletis pomonella (apple maggot)
Lineage: Eukaryota; Metazoa; Arthropoda; Insecta; Diptera; Tephritidae
Gene: Mkk4
Product: dual specificity mitogen-activated protein kinase kinase 4
Exons: 7
Coding region: 439-1692 (417 amino acids)
Biological process (GO): MAPK cascade; protein phosphorylation
Molecular function (GO): JUN kinase kinase activity; ATP binding
Source: RefSeq, a predicted model, not a curated record